UCCUCAGGUCAAGCGCUCAUCUGCCUGCCUCUCCUCUCAGUCUCUCAGCCCAUCUACAGAAAUUUUACAAGAAAUUGUCAAAAAAAUAUAUAUAUAUGAAAAGGGGGAAGUAAAUGUAUACGUAGUUCGUCUCUCUCCCAUAAAAGAGGAGGAAAAAAAAUCUCCAUGAGACCCCAUUCCCAUUCUCCUACUUUUCAAUCUUCUUUCUAAAAAUCCGAUUGGGGUUUUAGGGUUUCGUCAUGAAUUGCCCAUCGAUGAAUUCAUCUCCUUCUCCUUGUUCUUCUUCCUCCCCAUACUCCUCCACGUUUCGUCCUCCUCUACUAUUGCCACGAGCCAGACACAGUUCUCAGAGAUUGCUGCCUUAUUCAAGAUUACCAUUUGGGAUGUGUAUUACUUCAACUUCACCGGAAGGGUAUUCUCGGGGAUGGUUGGAGACUGAGCCCUUGGGCUCCAACUGCCUCCUUGGCAGGACUCUGUUGCCGUUGAGAGCAUUGGUGGCCUCUCCUUCAGACAUGUCUUCUCCGCCUCUAAUCAGUGAUGAGAAAAUAGGAGUUCUGUUAUUGAAUCUUGGAGGUCCAGAGACUCUGGAUGAUGUGCAACCGUUUUUGUUUAACCUCUUUGCUGAUCCGGACAUUAUACGGUUGCCACGGCUGUUUCGCUUUCUUCAGAAGCCUUUGGCACAAUUUAUAUCAGUUGCAAGGGCACCUAAAAGCAAGGAAGGGUAUGCAUCGAUUGGUGGUGGUUCUCCGCUUCGUCGCAUAACAGAUGCUCAGGCUGAAGAACUAAGGAAAUCCCUCUGGGCAAAGAAUGUCCCUGCAAAGGUGUAUGUUGGUAUGCGGUAUUGGCAUCCAUUCACUGAGGAAGCUAUUGAACAGAUAAAAAGAGAUGGAAUCACAAAACUUGUGGUUCUACCACUUUAUCCGCAGUUUUCAAUAUCAACUAGUGGGUCAAGUCUCCGACUCUUGGAGAGUAUAUUCAGGGAGGACGAGUACCUAGUGAACAUGCAGCAUACUGUUAUACCAUCAUGGUAUCAGCGAGAGGGAUACAUAAAGGCAAUGGCAAACUUGAUUCAGAAAGAGUUAGAAAAAUUUGAUUCCCCAAGUGAGGUCGUAAUAUUUUUCAGUGCACAUGGUGUGCCACUUGCAUAUGUUGAAGAAGCCGGCGAUCCUUACAAGGCAGAGAUGGAAGAAUGUGUUGAUUUAAUCAUGGAAGAACUAGAGAACAGAAAUAUUACUAAUUCAUACACACUUGCUUAUCAGAGCAGAGUUGGACCUGUGGAAUGGUUGAAACCAUAUACUGAUGAGACCAUCGCCGACCUUGGAAAGAAGGGCGUGAAAAGUCUUUUGGCUGUUCCCAUUAGCUUUGUUAGCGAACAUAUCGAAACUCUGGAGGAGAUAGAUGUGGAGUACAAAGAGCUUGCUUUGGAGUCUGGAAUCAAGAACUGGGGACGAGUUCCUGCAUUAGGAACAGAACCCGUGUUCAUUUCUGACUUGGCAGAUGCGGUUAUUGAGGGUCUUCCAUAUGUUGGAGCUAUGGCAGUCUCAAAUCUCGAAGCUCGACAGUCAUUGGUUCCGCUUGGGAGUGUGAAAGAACUGCUGGCGACUUAUGAUUCACAGAGGAGGGAACUGCCACCGCCGGUCACAAUGUGGGAAUGGGGAUGGACCAAAAGCGCGGAAACAUGGAACGGAAGAGCGGCAAUGUUAGCAGUGCUCGUGCUUUUGGUGCUUGAAGUCACCACUGGACAAGGGUUUCUUCAUCAGUGGGGUAUCUUGCCUUUGUCCCAGUGAGAUAUCAAACCAAAACCCGAUUCAAAGUCUUUUAACCGCGCUUUCCUAUAUCCGUUUCUUGCUUUCGUCUAUGAAAACAAAAAAUGUGUUAUAUGUAGACCGAGAAAAAACCGAAACGUUUCCGUCGUCUCUUUCAGUAUAGUACAGAUCGAGAACUUAAAUUCUAUGUAAUACCCAUUUUAGAUCGAGACUUGUUAUAGCAUUUGAGGCUGUUGCUUUUUAA
Molecule: messenger RNA, 2010 nt
Organism: Tarenaya hassleriana
Lineage: Eukaryota; Viridiplantae; Streptophyta; Magnoliopsida; Brassicales; Cleomaceae
Product: ferrochelatase-2, chloroplastic
Exons: 10
Coding region: 240-1787 (515 amino acids)
Biological process (GO): heme biosynthetic process
Molecular function (GO): protoporphyrin ferrochelatase activity
Source: RefSeq, a predicted model, not a curated record